UAUCACAUGCGCGAGUCAUUACUUUAUCAGACAUUAAAAAGUGGAUUUAGAACAAUAGAUUCGUUAUCGGUAUAUUUAAAUUGAUAAAACGUAUUCAAUUUACAAUAAGAUUAUGCUGAUUUUUCUUUUAUCUUUUUACCGAUAAAAUAACAUUAUUUGAGUUGAAGAUUUUCUGUUCUUACAAAUAAAAGGAAGAAGGAAAAAUGACUAUUCGUCACCACCUUAAAGGAUACAAUGAUUUUGUGAAAUUUUUUGAAAAUUUAAAAACUGAAGAACUAGUCUUUGUUUUAUACACAGGUGCAAAGCUUGAAAAUGGUCAAAGCUGGUGUCCCGAUUGUGUGGAAGCGGAGCCAUUUAUAGAAGCCGGAUUAAAAACACUCCCUGAGAGGUCCCAUUUUGUUGAGGUUCAAGUAGGAGACAGAGCAUUCUGGAAAGAUCCUAAUUGCAUAUUCCGUAAAGAUAAUAAAACUCAAUUGAAGGUGCUACCAACAUUGGCUCUAUGGGGAACUCAGAAACGUUUACAAGGUAGUGAGUGCCAAAGCGAAGUACUUCUUGAUAUGUUAUUUACAGAAAAAGAUGAUUAAAAUUGUCUAUUUUAUAUAUAUGGUGCCAUUAUUUUAUAAUUCAAAAAAGUAUUGAAUAUUCUCUUAAGUAAAUUUUUGAUAUUUGCAAGUAAAUUGUUGAUACUAUAGUUAAAAAUAUGUUUUUUUAUUUGAUAAUGGUUUUUCCAUUACUUAUUUUAUAAAAGAAAAUCACGGAAUGAAUUAUUAUAUUUAAUUU
This is a messenger RNA of Polistes canadensis, 780 nucleotides long. RefSeq names its product thioredoxin domain-containing protein 17-like. The transcript has 3 exons. Lineage: Eukaryota; Metazoa; Arthropoda; Insecta; Hymenoptera; Vespidae. The coding region runs from base 204 to 584 and encodes 126 amino acids. Gene Ontology annotation, cellular component: cytosol. The record is from RefSeq and is a predicted model, not a curated record. Gene Ontology annotation, molecular function: protein-disulfide reductase [NAD(P)H] activity.